UCAGCCAAUCGGCAGCGGCCGGCGUCGGGUGCGCUCUGCUUCGCCCGCAGCCCUCCUGUCCCCGGCGUCCGCUUGCCUCGCUCACUCUGCCGCCGCCGCCGCCACUGUCCUGCCGCCGCGCCUCCGUUGCCCACUCGGUCGUCGCUGAAGAUGGCAGAGGCUCACCAAGCCGUGGCCUUUCAGUUCACGGUCACUCCGGAAGGGAUCGACCUGCAGCUGAGCCAUGAAGCCCUUAAGCAAAUCUAUCUGUCCGGACUUCACUCCUGGAAGAAGAAGUUCAUCAGAUUCAAGAAUGGCAUCAUCACCGGCGUGUACCCAGCAAGUCCCUCCAGUUGGCUCAUCGUGGUGGUGGGCGUGAUGUCAACGAUGUACGCCAAAAUCGACCCCUCCUUAGGAAUAAUUGCAAAAAUCAACCGGACCCUUGACACGACUGGCUACAUGUCCAGCCAGACCAAGAACGUUCUCAGCGGCGUCCUGUUCAGCACUGGCCUCUGGGUGGCUCUCAUCGCCACCAUGCGCUACUCCCUGAAGGUGCUGCUCUCCUACCAUGGCUGGAUGUUCGCCGAGCACGGCAAAAUGAGUCGCGCCACCAGGAUCUGGAUGGGCAUGGUCAAGAUCUUUUCGGGCCGGAAACCCAUGCUGUACAGCUUCCAGACCUCGCUGCCUCGCCUGCCUGUCCCAGCCAUCAGGGACACCGUGAGCAGGUAUCUGGAAUCCGUGAGGCCGCUCAUGAAGGAAGACGACUUCCAACGGAUGACGGUGCUGGCUCACGAUUUUGCUGUCAGUCUCGGACCAAAGUUACAGUGGUAUUUGAAGCUGAAGUCCUGGUGGGCUACAAAUUAUGUGAGUGACUGGUGGGAGGAGUACGUCUACCUCCGAGGACGAGGGCCGCUGAUGGUGAACAGCAACUACUACGCCAUGGAUUUGCUGUAUGUUCUGCCGACACAGAUUCAGGCGGCCAGAGCGGGCAACGCCAUCCACGCCAUCCUGCUGUACAGACGCCAGCUGGACCGGGAGGAGAUCAAACCAAUUCGUCUUUUGGGAUCCACAAUUCCACUUUGCUCUGCUCAGUGGGAACGAAUGUUCAACACUUCUCGGAUCCCGGGAGAGGAGACAGACACCAUCCAACACCUCAAGGACAGCAAGCACAUCGUCGUGUACCACCAGGGACGCUACUUCAAGGUCUGGCUCUACCACGACGGGAGGCUGCUGAAGCCCCGGGAGAUCGAGCAGCAGAUUCAGAGGAUUCUGGACGACCGGUCGGAGCCGCAGCCUGGGGAGGCAAAGCUGGCGGCCCUCACCGCGGGGGACAGAGUCCCCUGGGCCAGGUGUCGCCAGGCCUAUUUUGGGCGUGGGAAGAACAAGCAGUCUCUCGACGCCGUGGAAAAGGCCGCGUUCUUCGUGACGCUAGAUGAGACCGAACAAGGAUACAACAAGGAAGACCCAGACACGUCAAUGGACAGCUAUGCCAAGUCCCUGCUUCACGGCAGAUGCUUCGACAGGUGGUUCGACAAGUCGUUCACGUUUAUCGUCUUCAAGAACGGGAAGAUGGGCAUGAACGCGGAGCACUCCUGGGCGGACGCGCCCAUCGUCGGCCAUCUGUGGGAGUACGUCAUGGCCACGGACAGCUUCCAGCUGGGCUACGCGGAGGACGGGCACUGCAAAGGGGACACCAAUCCGAGCAUCCCGUACCCCACCAGGCUGCAGUGGGACAUCCCAGAGGAAUGUCAAGACAUCAUAGAGACCUCCCUGAACACUGCGAACCUUCUGGCGAAUGACGUGGACUUCCAUUCCUUCCCCUUCGACAACUUCGGGAAGGCGCUGAUCAAGAAGUGCCGCACGAGCCCCGACGCGUUUGUGCAGCUCGCGCUGCAGCUGGCGCAUUACAAGGACAUGGGCAAAUUCAGCCUCACCUACGAGGCCUCUAUGACCCGGCUGUUCCGAGAGGGGAGGACGGAAACCGUGCGCUCCUGCACCACCGAGUCCUGCAACUUCGUGCUGGCCAUGGUGGACCCGGCCCAGACGGUGGAACAGAGGCUCAGACUGUUCAAGAUUGCGUCUGAGAAGCACCAGCUCCUGUACCGCCUCGCCAUGACUGGCUCAGGGAUCGACCGUCACCUCUUCUGCCUGUACGUCGUGUCCAAAUACCUCGGCGUGGACUCCCCUUUCCUUAAGGAAGUUUUAUCCGAGCCUUGGAGAUUAUCGACAAGCCAGACCCCUCAGCAGCAGGUGGAGCUGUUUGACUUGGAGAGGAACCCCCAGUACGUGUCCAGCGGAGGGGGCUUCGGACCGGUCGCCGACGAUGGCUACGGCGUGUCGUACAUCCUCGUGGGAGAGAACCUCAUCAACUUCCAUAUUUCUUCCAAGUUCUCUUGCCCCGAGACAGAUUCUCACCGUUUUGGGAAGCACCUGAAACAAGCAAUGAAUGAAAUCGUCACUUUGUUUGGGCUCAAGCCCAACAUGAAAAAAUAAUUCCCUUAGAGGUGCUGGCAAGGAAAAUGAACUCUUCUGACACAAACCAAAUGAAAAAUAGGUAAUCAUCCUGGUUGUAGUUCGGGAUGAAAAAUUGCUCUUAAAAAACUCAGAAGUUUUCGUUCCAGAAAAAGUUGGUGUUUUUGUCCUCCUAGAUCAGUAAGUGAACAGCAUAGUUCCACCAUGUGAAGCAUGACCCUACUACUUCCAGGCUUGUCUUCACUUGGGGGACAUUUGCUAAAGUCCCCCUAAGGUCUUUGCAUCAGCUUGUAUUUAUUAAGUGAUUAAAAUAUUGAACUAAUUAAGGAAUUAGUAGGGUUGUGACUUCACACAGAUUGGAAAUGGAAAUGGCACCUCAGUGGUGACCAAAUACCUGGUACUUAAGGGCAUUUAAUGUCAUCAGAGCAGUAUAAACGUUGUUCUGUUAAAGUGUUGCUCAAGUUUUUGCUGUCAACAGUUGUCGCUAACACACUUGUAAUGCACUAACUGAAAAUGCUGUGCUUUUGGAAACAGGUUUUGGUCCCCGUGGGUAGCACUGUCGUCAUCUGGUCUGGUAGUCUGUAUGUACUUGCUUCUCGUGUUUAGAGCAAGCAGGAUGCCACAUCUUUAGUUUUACUGACCUUGCAUGUCUUCAAAACCCAGUGCCUUAAAAGUGAUAGGCCCUAGAUAAAUGUAAGGGAGACCAAUGAAAGAUUUAUUUUGUGAAGUCUUUGGGUGGGAUGUGGUUAUACUGUUCCCUUCUCAGUUUACUGAAUGGGUGACCCGAAAUGAGCGUUUCCCACGGUUCCCUCCCUCCCCCGGCUAGGCAGUGCCCUUGGGGGCUGCUGUGCAGGAGUCUUCUCAUUGAACUGCCUGCUUGUCGUUAAGCAACAAAAGAAGUGUGUUUCUGAAGAGGGGAACAAGGAAUAAGAUGGUUCGAUGUUAAUGUGUCUGGAGAAUUCACUCAAGAAUGAAAUGUAACAUGCGCCUCAUGAUUACUGCUCGCCCACGCGGACAGCAAGGGGAGCAGGACUUGGGGAAGGGAUGGGCAGCCCCCCGACACCUGUGGUGAGAGAGAAGACCCACUCUGUCUCCAGAGGAGCUGGAGGUCUGUGGAAACAGUGUGCCGGGUCGCCCUGGUGACCAAAGUGUCUAGAGUGACGGUGCUAGGUUAACAACCUAUACUAAAGAUAGGAGUGCCUUUGCCGAAAGCGUCUGAUUGACCACAAAACAAUUAUGCACUGAGUCAUCUUCAGUAUUUAAUGUAAAAGUGAAGCAUGGUAGAAUGAGAUUCCCACUGCCUCUGGGCCGUUCUGACAAGCUUAGCUGUUUUUUCAAUCAUGUGUUUAUUUUUCCGACCACUUUGUUCUAGCUGGGCUUGCCUCCUUCAGAGUUCUGUGCUCCAGUCGUACGAAAUCGAGGGCUGGACUGUUGGAGUAGAUGGAAGACGUUUGCUGAGGAGCACAUGUGGGUUUUCUUUAUGUAUAUUUUGUCACGUAAAAAUUCCACUUCAAUGGGCCAAAGAUUUUUUUUCUCUUAAAAGCAAAAAGAAAUGAAAACAAAAGACAAAAAAAAAAAAAAAAAAAGCAAAAACAAUAGUAACAAAACCCCCAACCAUCUGUGGUAUGCAACUCAAGCACAUUUGGGGGGAAAUAGCCCCUCUGCCCAGGGCAAGGGUAGCAUCCAAUCAAAAGCUGUCAGCGGCGUCAGUCUCUGUCAGAGCCACCUGGACCAUGCACUAUCGACCACUGAGCAGUCUGUGUUACCAUAGUGCUCACACAAAAAUUCAAGUGUAGCCAUGUUAGCGCUUCAGCAUAUAUGGGUUUAUCUCUCAGGUUUUAACUGUUUCAAAUGUAGUUGUUGCUAAUCAGUGCAGUUAUCAAUGCAAUUUUAUAUUCAUUAAAAAGAGGAAGAGUUUUUAUUGUACAUGUUGAAAGGGGGAGGUAAGAGUAUUAUGUAUUUAAUUUAAUGUGGAACAAACCAUAGUCUUAAUACAGCCAUGGUUUGAAUUUGUUAUCUUGGACUGUCCAUUGCAUGUAAAUACAAUAUGCUCUUUGGAUGUAAAUCUUAGAAACGCACAGUAUGAAUGUAGGUUAUCAUUUAAUAAAACAUUAAUCCCAGUCUA
This is a messenger RNA of Lemur catta (Ring-tailed lemur), 4576 nucleotides long. It is a transcript of the gene CPT1A, whose product is annotated as carnitine palmitoyltransferase 1A. Bases 151 to 2472 code for a protein of 773 amino acids. The transcript has 19 exons. Gene Ontology annotation, cellular component: mitochondrion. Gene Ontology annotation, molecular function: carnitine O-palmitoyltransferase activity. Lineage: Eukaryota; Metazoa; Chordata; Mammalia; Primates; Lemuridae. Gene Ontology annotation, biological process: carnitine metabolic process; fatty acid metabolic process. The record is from RefSeq and is a predicted model, not a curated record.